UUAACCCAUAGCCUUGGCCAUUUUCUGUCUCGACGCCGCUCUCCUUUGCUCUCUCUCACAUCAUUGCUUGCAGCUCUGACAUUCCUAAAUAAUAUUCUCAUCCACAACUGUGAGAGUCGAGCAAAGGUCUUGUUUCACAAUCUAACCAGAACAACGCACUCUCUUUUUCCUUUGCACACGUCGAGCCCGGCACCAUGUUGGUCAACGGAGAGGCUCAGCGCCCUAACGGCGUGUACUCGAGUCCCAUGGUCCACGAGCAUCCCCGACCACUCAAGAUUGCCAUUGUAGGCGCCGGCAUUGGUGGUUUAAGCACAGCUAUAGCACUGCGCCGGCAAGGACACCAAGUUGACUUGUAUGAGCAAACAAGGCUCGCCAACGAGACCGGUGCCGCCGUUCACCUGGCGCCCAACUCCAACGGCCUCUUGCGAAGAUGGGGCAUCUACGCCGAGACGUUCGGCGCCAACCCUGCGCACCACUUCAAGGAGAGAGACCUGCAAAACCAAGGCGGCUUCGACGUCGACAUCACAAAGUCCCAGGGCCAAUGGCAGCAUCCCUGGCAGCUCGUCCACCGCGCCUACCUUCACAACGAGAUCCGCAACGUCGCCACCGCGGAGGACGGGGGGGUCACCACGCCGGCGAAGCUUCAUGUCGCGUCCAAGGUUGUCGGCGCGGACCCCGAGAAGGGCGAGUUAUCGCUGGAGGACGGGACGACCGUCCAGGCGGAUGUCAUCCUCGGUGCUGACGGUAUCUAUUCCAAGGUCAGGAGAUUCGUAACCGGCACCGACUACAAACUUUUCCGGUCGGGCAAGGCGGCGUUCCGUUUCCUCAUCCCCCGCGCCGCGGCGCUCGAGGAUCCCGUUACUGCACCUUUGGUCGACAGGGAGAACUCUCUGGGUAUUUGGUUUAGUACAGACAGGCGCAUCGUGAUUUACCCGUGCAACAAUAACCAGCUUCUCAACUUUGUUUGCAUCCACCCCGAUACCGAGUCUCAAGCAAAUGCAAGCGACGAAUGGAAUAAGAAGGGUUCUAUUGAACAACUACUCAAGGUUUACCAAGACUUUGAUCCUGCCCUAUUGCAGUUGAUCAAGAAGGUUCACCCCGAUGAAGUCAAUGUCUGGCAAUUGUUGGAUAUGGAGGCCAUGCCGACGUGGGUGAAUGGCAAGCUCGCCCUUCUGGGAGACGCCGCGCAUCCUUUCACACCUCAUCAGGGGCAAGGCGCAGGUCAGGCGAUGGAAGACGGGGCAGCGUUGGCGGUCGUUCUACCAAAGGGGACAUCUCCCGACGAGGUCCCUGAACGUUUACGUCUGUACGAAAAGAUCCGCAUGGAGCGCGCGCACAAGAUACAAGAGUUCUCUCGUCAAGCCGGCAAGGACAGGACACCAGGCCAACCACCUGCCAUCCAAAUGAUGAACUACACAAACUACAACUUUGGCCACGACGAACACGACCACGCCACAAAGAUCUUCAACAAGUACCUCUGGUCCAAGAAGCAGGAUAUGUACUGGCGCAUGCCCAUCGGCUUCGGUCCCUUCCCGGGUCCCCGACAAGACUUCUUCGGCCGACGACAGCCCUCCGAGCUCGAGCGCACCUUCAAGACAAUGUCGGUCAAAUUCCUCACGUCGCGCACCCUCCUCGAGAGCAUCCUCCCCACGGACUCGUUCCGCUUCAAGGACCCCGGCACCGUCUGCGCCGCCUCGCUCUCCGUCACCCAGCUCAACAACAUGUCCUGGCUCGGCGGCGGCGGCUACAACCACCUGGGCCUGUACAUCCACGGCAUCGAGUACGUCAAGCGCGACGGCGCCGCGAUCAACGGCACCCACCUGUCGGUGCUCUUCGAGUCCCUGACGGACCCCAUCGUCUCCGGGCGCGAGGAGCUCGGCAUGCCGAAGCUGUUUUGCGACAUUGACCUCGAGCACCACGCCACGGCGGCGCGCGUCCGCGCCUCGUGGCGGGGCGCCACGUUUGCCGACAUUUCGCUCAAGAACUUGCGCCGCGACGAGCCCGAGACGGAGCACGGUACCAUUGGUGGCGAGGCGGACUACGGGAUCCUGACGUACCGGUAUAUCCCUUCCGUCGGGCAGCCGGGCAAGGCUGAUGCCGAGUACGCGUGUGUUGUGCCGCAUGAGGAGGAGGCCAAGGACGUGCCGGCUACGGUGCAUGCCGUGUCGAGGGCGUCUACGGCUGAUGUGUCGGUUAAGAUGGAUGGUCAUGAUUGGGAGAAGCUGCCGACGUUGCAUCACGUUGCCAAGUUCUUGGCUGAGAUGCCCAUCUAUGAGGUUGUGGGCGCAAAGGUAGUGGAGGGAACGGGCGUGCCGAAUGUUUCUGCGGCUCGGAGGAUAGAAUAGGGACGACAGGUCCAAAGUUCUAGGGUCAAGGAGGAGAGAUUGUCACAUCAUCAGAUAGUUAGCUUCUCAUGGUUGAACGCAUUGUGUACAUUUUUCUUUUCUCAUAGUGGCCUUCAGGCUUUAGGCCUGAUGAAUACCCAACAUUGUAUUUUGAUUUUGAUCACCAAAGCCCGUAAGAAAUUGAAAGUGCCCUAAACUAAGAUGUGACCAUGAGUAUCUUUUCUGCAAUCCGACUUCCAAGACUUCAUACCCUGUCCUGUUUGUUCUCGAACUCAUCGAAUUCAAUUCUUUCACGCCGACUUCCAUCAGCCCUCCCCUCCGUUUGCCCGGCUCUUACAGUCAGUCGCCCGUGAGCCCGAACCCGAAAUCUCAGAUCAACGAUGCCUACCCGAGAUGGUGUCAACGAUGAACGAUG
Molecule: messenger RNA, 2760 nt
Organism: Colletotrichum phormii
Lineage: Eukaryota; Fungi; Ascomycota; Sordariomycetes; Glomerellales; Glomerellaceae
Exons: 6
Coding region: 195-2345 (716 amino acids)
Molecular function (GO): lyase activity; monooxygenase activity; FAD binding
Source: RefSeq, a predicted model, not a curated record